Molecule: messenger RNA, 426 nt
Organism: Spea bombifrons (plains spadefoot toad)
Lineage: Eukaryota; Metazoa; Chordata; Amphibia; Anura; Pelobatidae
Product: protein S100-P-like
Exons: 2
Coding region: 9-368 (119 amino acids)
Biological process (GO): endothelial cell migration
Cellular component (GO): cytoplasm; extracellular exosome
Molecular function (GO): calcium ion binding; transition metal ion binding
Source: RefSeq, a predicted model, not a curated record
AGCGGUAUAUGCCCUCUCCAUUCUGCCUGCAUUCAAUUAUCAAGCUUAGUAGCUACAGCACAGCCCGGUUUGCCAAGAUGACUGAAUUAGAGACAGCAGUGGCAAUGAUCAUUGAUGUCUUUGAUCGUUAUGCGGCUACUGAAGGCGACAAAGAUUCUCUUACCAAAGGGGAACUGAAGACCCUUGUGGAGAAAGAAUUGCCUGGGAUUCUUUCGAGUGCAAAGGAGAACGAUGCUUCAGAAGAACUCUUAAAGGAUCUUGAUCAAAAUGGCGACUCCAAGGUGGAUUUCAACGAAUUUGUUGUAUUUGCGGCAGCCCUGGCUUCCAUUGGACAUGAACGAUUCAAAAAUGUACCACCUAAGAAAUAAUAUACACAUUUUAUUAUUAUAUGUAAUCUCAUCAAUAAAUCUAUCCAACUAAUAUGUA